CUUUUGCUUUAUAAAUACCAAUAGCUUUGUUGGCUAAUUUCAGCAAACAAUAACAGAAGAUGGGUGCCAACACUAUUAUUAACGAUGAUGCAAGUAUUCCGGUGAUCGAUCUGCAGGAUUUCCCAAACCAAUCAUCGAAAUUGUUAGCUGCGUGUGAAGAAUGGGGCUGUUUUAGGCUGGUCAACUUCAAUGAAAUACUUCCCAAGACACUGAUGCUGGAGAUGCAGGCGGUGGCCCGGUCAAUUUGUGAGUUGCCGGAGGAGAUCAAGCGCCGGAACAUCGACCACGAAGUCCCUGAAGAUGGAUAUGCUGCUCCGACGCCCAAACACCCAUUGUACGAGGCGAUAGGAAUGCAGGACUUAACGUCAACUCGUGGUGUUGACCUUUUUUGCUCUCAAUUGGAUGCCACGCCUCAGCAAAGAGAGACGAUUAGAAAAUAUGCUGAAGCUUUAGAUCAGGUUGCUAGGGAGAUCGUAAAGAAAAUGGGUGAAAGCUUAGGGGCGAAAAGUGAAAACCUAGAAUUCGAGAAUUGGAAAUGCAAAAGCAGGAUAAACAAAUACCAUUUCACCCCUCAAAGUUUUGGAAGCUUGGGUGGGCCGGUGCACACAGACUCUGGUAUCCUCACCCUCGUCCAUGAUGAUGAGGAAGGCGUUGGUGGUAUGGAAGCUAUGAGCCCCUCUGGCGACUUCGUCCCCUUCGAUCCAUGGCCCGGCACCCUUUCUAUUCUCAUUGCUGACAUGGCAACGGUGUGGAGCAAUGGAAGAUUUCGCAAUGUUAGGCACAGGAUUGUAAGCAAAGAUGGAAAGUCACGGGUGUCGGUUACAUCGUUCGUUACAGGACUAGCUGAGAUACUUGAACCGUUACCAGACCUUGUGGACGAUCAUCACCCUCGCUUGUUCCUCCCUAUCGAUUGUCAAGGCUACAGGAAACUGAGGUACUCAAAGAAUUUGCACGAUGGUGAAGCUCUUGCGCUCUUGAAACCCGACCACAUUCAAACUUGAAGUGGCGGUGAGGUGUCAAGGUGGUUUGAGCACGAAUAAUGAAAGCUUCUUUCAAUGGGAUGGGAUGCAUGAAUGAAUGAAUAAAAGCUUCUUAAUUUCUGUUUGUUUGUCUUGCUGGUCUUGGGGUUAAUUAGUUUAGCCUCUUGAUUUUUCAUUUCUGUCACUCGGGUGUGUUAAUUAGUUGCAUCUUUUUAAUUACCUACUUUUGUUAUUGUAUGUGCCUAGUCAUAGGCUGAAAUUUCCAGUUCAAUAAUGCAUCCUAUUAAUUAAGACCCUUGGUAA
Erigeron canadensis is the source of this 1283-nucleotide messenger RNA. Its product is annotated as 2-oxoglutarate-dependent dioxygenase DAO-like. Gene Ontology annotation, molecular function: dioxygenase activity; indole-3-acetaldehyde oxidase activity. Gene Ontology annotation, biological process: auxin catabolic process. The record is from RefSeq and is a predicted model, not a curated record. Lineage: Eukaryota; Viridiplantae; Streptophyta; Magnoliopsida; Asterales; Asteraceae. The transcript is spliced from 3 exons. Bases 60 to 1001 code for a protein of 313 amino acids.